AAUAAAGAGAAAGGUCAGAUUUCCUCUGGCCAGUUUCCGACAACCUGUUUCGUGACCUCAUCCAGUAGAAGGCUAUUUUAUUUUUACAACUGCUCAAGUAUUGACAUACAAGAUGAAGCAAGAUGCCACAAGAAAUGCUGCCUACACUGUGGAUUGUGAAGAUUAUGUGCAUGUGGUAGAAUUUAAUCCCUUUGACAGUGGGGAUCCAGGAAACCUAAUGGCAUAUGGUGGCGGUAAUUAUGUGGUGGUUGGCAUAUGUACAUUUCAGGAGGAAGAAGCAGACGUUGAAGGAAUUCAAUAUAAAACACUACGAACAUUUCAGCAUGGAGUCAGGGUCGAUGGCAUAGCGUGGAGCCCAGAAACUAGACUUGAUUCAUUGCCUCCAGUAAUCAAAUUUUGUACUUCAGCUGCUGAUAUGAAAAUAAGAUUAUUUACUUCAGAUCUUCAAGAUAAAAAUGAGUAUAAGGUUUUAGAGGGCCAUUCAGAUUUCAUUAAUGGUUUGGUGUUUGAUCCCAAAGAAGGUCAAGAAAUUGCAAGUGUGAGUGAUGAUCAUACCUGCAGGAUUUGGAACUUGGAAGGAAUGCAGACAGCUCAUUUUGUUCUUCAUUCCCCUGGAAUGAGUGUGUGCUGGCAUCCUGAGGAAAGUUUUAAGCUGAUGGUUGCAGAGAAGAAUGGAACAAUCCGGUUUUAUGAUCUUUUGACUCAACAGGCUAUUUUAUCUCUUGAAUCAGAACAGAUGCCAUUAAUGUCAGCCCAUUGGUGCUUAAAAAAUACCUUCAAAGUUGGAGCUGUUGCAGGAAAUGAUUGGUUAAUUUGGGAUAUUACUCGAUCCAGUUAUCCUCAAGAUAAGAGACCUGUCCACAUGGAUCAAGCCUGUUAAUUCAGGUGGUCCACAAUUAAUGAGAACUUGUUUGCAACCACUGGUUAUCCUGGCAAAAUUGCAAGCCAGUUUCAAAUUCAUCAUUUAGGACACCCUCAGCCUGUCCUCAUUGGUUCUGUAGCCGUCGGAUCUGGCCUUUCCUGGCAAAGAACACUCCCACUGUGUGCAAUUGGAGGAGACCACAAGCUGUUGUUUUGGGUGACUGAAAUGUAAAACAAAUUUUCUGUGUCCCUUAGAUCCAUAAACUUUGUAUUUUUAAUACAUAUUUUGGAGAAUUUCUUAUUUUUGUAUCAAAUACACUGUAAACUCUAGAAGUGUCCCAAUUGUUGUUUCUGUUAAAUAAAAUAUUAAUGGUUUGAAAAGUAAAAAAAUAAAAAU
Molecule: messenger RNA, 1258 nt
Organism: Mustela lutreola (European mink)
Lineage: Eukaryota; Metazoa; Chordata; Mammalia; Carnivora; Mustelidae
Product: nucleoporin Nup37-like
Exons: 1
Cellular component (GO): nuclear pore outer ring
Molecular function (GO): protein binding
Source: RefSeq, a predicted model, not a curated record